UCUGACUCUACCAGUAGAAUUCUGUAUCUACGAGAACAACUAAAGAACUAUGGCAGAAGAAGCUCCAGCAGCAGCUCCGGCGAAGGCCCCAGCAAAGUCUCCCAAGAAGAAAACCGCAGCCCGUCCCAAGAAGGAUGGACCCACCAUCCCGAAGCUCAUUGUUGCGGCCGUGGCUGACUCCAAGGAACGCAAAGGGACAUCUCUGUCCGCCAUCAAGAAGGUCCUCGCCGUCAAAGGUGUCGAUGUGGGCAAGGCCAAUAAGCGUAUCAACACAGCCGUGACCAAACUGGUGACAAAGGGUGUUCUGUCCCAGACUAAGGGCACAGGAGCCUCUGGAUCAUUCAAGCUUACUAAGAAGGAGCCUAAAGCCCCCAAGCCCAAGAAGGUGGUGAAGAAAGCCCCCGUCAAGGCUAAGAAGCCAGCCGCAAAGAAAGCUACACCCAAGAAGAAGGCAGCCGUCAAGAAGGUGGCCGCUAAGAAGGCAACACCCAAGAAGGCAGCAGCCAAGAAGGCUCCGGUCAAGAAAGCAGCAGCUAAGAAGCCUGCAGCCAAGAAGAGUCCAGCAAAGAAGGCAGCACCCAAGAAAGUAGCAGCCAAGAAGCCCGCAGCUAAGAAAGCUCCAGCAAAGAAGGCUGCAGCCAAGAAGACCAAGAAGUAAAUCACUUCUACUCCUGUCUGCCUGGCAUUCAGUGCACC
Messenger RNA from Notolabrus celidotus (New Zealand spotty), 696 nucleotides. Its product is annotated as histone H1-like. NCBI's taxonomy places the organism in Eukaryota, Metazoa, Chordata, Actinopteri, Labriformes, Labridae. Bases 50 to 658 code for a protein of 202 amino acids. Gene Ontology annotation, cellular component: nucleosome. The record is from RefSeq and is a predicted model, not a curated record. Gene Ontology annotation, molecular function: structural constituent of chromatin; DNA binding. The transcript has a single exon. Gene Ontology annotation, biological process: nucleosome assembly.